Megalops cyprinoides (Indo-Pacific tarpon) is the source of this 1144-nucleotide messenger RNA. It is a transcript of the gene mmab, whose product is annotated as metabolism of cobalamin associated B. Bases 79 to 789 code for a protein of 236 amino acids. NCBI's taxonomy places the organism in Eukaryota, Metazoa, Chordata, Actinopteri, Elopiformes, Megalopidae. The record is from RefSeq and is a predicted model, not a curated record. The transcript is spliced from 9 exons. Gene Ontology annotation, molecular function: corrinoid adenosyltransferase activity.
UCGAAGAUGGCCAAUUUGUGUCGUUAACGCAACACUAAAAAUAAUGUCGCUAGCUUGCGCGUUACGAAAAAUUUAAACAUGGCUUCGUCGAUUAUAAAACACAUACCUGUCCGCUGUGUUCUCAAAACUUCAGAAAAAUGUUUUCGUAUAUGUGGGACAAGACCUUUAUGUGCAAGUGGAAAAGACGGAGGGUAUGCUACAAGACCUGAACGAAGCAGCAGUGUCCCUAAAAUUUAUACAAAAACCGGAGACAAAGGUUUUUCCAGCACUUUCACGGGAGAAAGAAGACCUAAGGAAGAUCAGGUCUUUGAAGCUUUAGGUACAACAGAUGAACUGUCGUCAGCCAUAGGAUUGGCCAGAGAGUUUUGUAUCGACCAAGGACAUCCAUUCACCGAAGAGCUUGACAAGAUUCAGUGCGUAUUACAAGAUGUGGGGUCAAACAUUGCCACGCCUCGAUCAUCAGCGCGGGAGAGUCACAUAAAAAAGACUAAGUUUAUGGGACAGCCUGUCUCUGACCUUGAGAGCUGGAUUGACAAAUACACAGAGGAACUUCCUCCACUGGCUAACUUCAUUUUACCCUCGGGAGGGAAGAGCAGCGCAGCCCUGCACAUGGCUCGGUCUGUGUGUCGUAGGGCGGAACGCAGCGUUGCGCCUAUCGUACGGUCAGGUGAAGCUGACCCAGAAGUGGCCAAAUUUUUGAAUAGGCUGAGUGAUUACCUGUUCACUGUGGCCAGGUAUGCAGCUAUGAAAGAGGGUAAUCAGGAGAAAAUCUACAAGAGGCCUGAAUGAGGAGCCAUGGAAGAAAGGAGUGGAGAGAGAACAUUAAUAUGGGCACAAUCGGAGGACUGUGACAUGGACAUGCACCUCAAUAAUUCUCUUAUGACAAAUAACCAUACUGUGUGAGACCCUCCCUUUAGCUGAGCUCCACAUUCUUUGUUCUAAGUGUUAAUGAUGACAUAUUGCAUUUUCUCAAACAUGAAAUUGUAAAUAGCUUUGAGCUUGAUUAUAUGAACAGACAAAAGUGCUGAUAAGUAAAUAUAAGUACAUUCACGCAGCAGUGUUUUUCUUUGGAGAAGAAAAAUGUUCAACACCUAGCUGUAGUUCCAGGAGCAGAAUGUAUGGAAUAAUUUCACAAUCCUGGGUU